Molecule: messenger RNA, 9187 nt
Organism: Nannospalax galili (Upper Galilee mountains blind mole rat)
Lineage: Eukaryota; Metazoa; Chordata; Mammalia; Rodentia; Spalacidae
Gene: Fam120c
Product: family with sequence similarity 120C
Exons: 16
Coding region: 1447-4719 (1090 amino acids)
Cellular component (GO): nucleus
Source: RefSeq, a predicted model, not a curated record
AAAACAUCUAUUCCUUCAUCCUUUAUUCCUCCCAUCCUUCAUCUCUUCAAACCAUUGCCCUUUCCUUUCCUUUUAACUGCUUGUUUUAAGUGUUACCUAUAUGUACUGCCUCUUUGCCACUCUGGCUUGUUCCGCAUCAGCUAAUCUUAUGAUAAAUUCCUUUAUGGAAUUUGCAGCUCUUUUUUUUGCAUUUCCAUCCUAACAAAUUAUUCCAGCAUCAUUCAUUUUGAUUACUCCUAGGUUCUGCACUUUUGUGCUCUGCCAUUACUUACCGCCUUGCUUUCUUCUGUAUUCCUGCUGAAGGAAUGGGCCCUAACAUCUAGGCAGAAGACAGGUGCUACAUGGGCAGUACCUGAAGCAUGCUGAAAACACUUUUCAAAAGAUCGUGAGGAAAUUAGAGCCCUUGCAGCUAUUUUGAAGUGUUCCCACACAAACGGAUUCAUUAAGUUUGAAAACAAAUGCCCUAACCUUAAGCCAUGGCCCAGUGAGUACCCAAAAGGUCCAGCUUGUAGUUUAAUUUGUGUGUUUAUCUCCCUGACCAGAGAUCCUGGGGGAAGUGAUAAUUCAGUUUCAUUUUGACGAUACAUUGUCUUAGGUAAAUGUUUCACCAUUCCUAGUGUGGACAACAAUGCUUCAAAGAAUUACAGUGGCUAAAAGUAAGUGGAUUGAUACACAAACAGCAGUGAUUGUUAUAUUUAAUAUGCGUUCUUUCCCAUUCAUUAAGAGCUAUGCAUAUUAUCUUUUCCAUGGAAGGGAAAAUUCUCCCUCUCAGGGAACUUUAGCUCACUUUAGCCAAAUUCAAUCAAUCCACUAUACUUCUUUUCCAGUGUUGUACCCCACCCCCAUUCCCUUUUCUGGGAAUAGCUGUAUAACACCCUGAGGCAACCUGGCAGGGUGAAAGGAGUUCGCGCCCCUAAAUCUUAAACACACAUUUUCAUGCCCCGCCUCUUCUGACCCUGUGAUUAUCAGGCCUGACAAGGGCCUAGUUCCUUGACUGCAUCUCCAGGCCUUACGGGAAAAGACUACGACUCCCAGGAUGCCCAUCUCUCCGCCUCGAUUCCCUUCCCCCUGCUAGAAAGCUUGUAUCACGGAGAAGACGAGGCAACAUGGCUCCCGGUGGUGGAAGGCAGAAGCUUCACCCCCUUUGAAACGGUGAAGAAUAGCGGCGGGAGAGGAGCAAAAAAGAGAAGUGACUACGAGCCUUCAUCACUUUUAUCUUCCCAGCCUCGCUUGAGUCUGGUCAGCCUCACCUCUGCUCUCCACCCUUAACCCAGCCUGUGGUCUCCUCCCCUCCCCACCCUCGCUUCCUCGCCCCUCCCGUAGGGAACCCUUUGCCCGCCCCCCUCACCCCCUGCGGAGUGCGCACGCGCCCGCCUCCGGCUUCGCGCCGGGAUCGCGUACUGGUCGGCCUGCGCAGCCGCCGUCUCGUCUGCCCGCCGAGAAAGCAUGGGCGUCCAGGGCUUCCAAGAGUUCUUGGAGAAGCGCUGUCCUGGCGCCGUGGUGCCGGUGGACCUCCUCAAACUCGCGCGCACCGUCUCGCGCCAGCAGCAGCAGCACCUACACCGCCAGCUGCCACCAGCAGCCCUAGCGCCGGGGGCUCCACGCGUCAUCAGGGGUUCUGCUCCUCUGCAGCCGCCGCUCCCGCCCGCUGCCUUUGGUGCCUAUUCCGGGGGCGCGGGGCCGACUCGGCAUCAUCACCCUGCUCACCAUUUCCACCACCAUGGCCAGGCGCAGCCGGGGCUGCACCCGCCGCCGCCGCCCCCUCCGCUGCCCGGGGCCCGGGUGCUGGUAGACGCGGGCUCGGCGCUGCCGCGCCUCUAUGGCGGCUACCAGACGGAUUGGGUUUGUGGCGGCCAGUGGAAUGCCAUGCUGGGCUACUUGUCAGCGCUGUGCCAGGCUUGUGCCUAUCCCGGCGGCGACGGCCUGGAGCUGGUGGUCAUGUUCCCCGGGGGCCUGGGCAAGGACCGACUGGCCGAAUGGGGCCGUCGGUGUCAGGCGGAACGGCAGACUGCGCAACUGAUCGUGGGACACGUGGGCAACAAGGGCACCCCUCCACCGCGGGCCUGGUUCCUGCCACCUGCCUGCCUGAGCCACUGCGUGAGGCUAGCACUCAUCCGCUUCCGGGUCAAGGUCUUUCAAAGCCUUGAAGACCACCAUUUGGAAGUGGUGGCUUUUUUCAGGGAAAAUGGCUUCCAUGGUCUUCUUGCUCAUGACUCCGAGUAUGCGCUCUACAAUAUCCCCUCUUACUACAGUUCCCAUGCUCUAAAGCUGAGCUGGAAUGGGAAGAACCUCACUACCAAUCAGUUCCUGAUGCAGGAAGUGGCCAAGCAGCUGGGCUUGAAGCGAAUGAAUUUUCCCAUAUUUGCUGCACUGCUAGGUAACCACAUUCUACCAGAUGAGGACCUGGCUGCCUUUCACUGGAGCCUUCUGGGACCAGAACAUCCACUUGCAUCACUUAAGGUCCGAGCUCAUCAGUUGGUUCUUCCACCAUGUGAUGUUGUGAUCAAGGCUGUUUCUGAGUAUGUUAGUUCCAUCAAAGACCCCUCAAACCUGGAUGUGGUUGGGAAGGAUGUUUUCAAACAGUCUCAGUCUAGGACAGAAGACAAAAUAGAACGAUUCAAGAAAGCAGUUGAGUACUACUCAGUCACAAACAAACUCUCUUCGCUGCCUGUGGGUCCCUCCUUUCUAGGCUUUCGAAAUAAUCGACUUGGAAAUCCUCCUCUUCCACGAAAUCAAAUGGGCACCAUUUCUGCUGGAAAGCCAAUGUUUUCUCGCCAGGUACCCCAGAAAAUGAAAUAUCCACCACCAUUUCCAAUGGGACCCAAAUCAUCUCUUCUCUUCUCCCAUAGUCUGGGAGAAUCCCAUGCUUUUUCUGAAGACCCCAUGCUGCAGGACAGCCCCUUUGCCAAUUGGGCUGUUUCUUAUGACUCUUCUACAUCCCAGUUUCCUAACUACCUGACUUCUAAAACUUCACCUCCUUUGGGACCAGAUUCUUCCCACUCCUCUUCCUCUGAUGGUGAUGAGCCAAAUGGAGCCAGUUCUGAUCACAUCACAGAAGCACUCCAACAGCAGCCUGGAUGGGAAGAUCCCAAUGGUGACAGAGGGUCUUGGGUACAGCCUGCUGAUGCUGGAGUUUCAGAAACCAGCUUAGGCGAUGGUGAACCUCACAUCCCAUCUCUGUUAUCUAUGUCUACAAGGAACCACAUGGACAUCACCAUUCCACCCUUACCUCCAGUAGCUCCAGAAGUCUUACGGGUUGCUGAACACAGACACCGAAGGGGUCUUAUGUAUCCAUAUAUCUACCAUGUCCUUACUAAGGGUGAGAUUAAAAUUCCCGUAUGUAUCGAGGAUGAGUGUAACAUGGAGCUGCCUCCAGCUACUCUCCUGUUCCGGUCAGCUCGUCAAUAUGUAUAUGGAGUUCUUUUUAGUCUGGCAGAGACACAACGGAAAAUGGAACGUCUGGCCAUACGACGACGGUUACCUAUGGAAGUUCCUUCUGUGAUCCUUAAAGAGUGGUCUGCCUAUAAAGGGAAAUCACCUCAAACUCCUGAAUUGGUAUCUGCACUCACAUUUCGGGAAUGGACGUGCCCAAACCUCAAGAAACUCUGGUUAGGAAAAGCAGUUGAGGACAAGAACAGAAGGAUGCGUGCUUUCCUGGCCUGCAUGAAGUCAGACACACCCAGUAUGCUCAAUCCAGCUAAUGUGCCCACACAUCUGCUGCUUAUGUGUUGUGUACUCCGGUACAUGGUUCAGUGGCCUGGGGGCCGAAUCCUGCAUCGACAUGAACUUGACACUUUCCUUGCACAGGCAGUGUCUACCCAACUUUAUGAACCAGAUCAACUCCAGGAACUCAAGAUUGAGAAACUGGAUGCCCGAGGGAUCCAGCUUGCUGCCCUAUUCAUGAGUGGGGUUGACACAGCUCUGUUUGCUAAUGAUGCGUGUGGCCAGCCAGUCCCUUGGGAGCAUUGUUGUCCCUGGAUUUACUUCGAUGGCAAACUGUUCCAGAGCAAGCUCAUUAAAGCAGGCCGAGAGCGAGUAUCCCUGGUUGAACUUUGUGAUGGACAGGCUGACCUGGCAAGCAAAGUGGAAAAGAUGAGGCAGAGUAUCCUUGAAGGAGUCAGCAUGAAUCAUCCACCGCCUUCUGCUCUACUCCCACCACCAACUUUUGUGCCUCCCAUGGUACCUUCUCUCUAUCCUGUUUCGCUUUAUUCCCGAGCCAUGGGCUCACUUCCACCUCCCCCUCAAGCAAGGAGCCGAGGGUUUGCAGGUCUCCAUCCAAUCCCACCCCAAGGUGGAAAACUGGAAAUUGCUGGGAUGGUAGUGGGCCAGUGGGCUGGCAGCAGAUCUUCUAGAAGUCGAGGAUCCUUUGGCAUGCAAGUGGUUUCUGUUGGUGGCCCAGGAAAAGGGCAUGGAAAAGAGCAGACUGGUAGAGGAUCCAAAAGUCACAAAAAAGGAAAUAAACAAGGCUCUUCGGAUGGAAUUUCUAAACCCUUGGAGCUUCAUCAAGGUCGGUCCCGCUCACAAGUAAAUGGAAACAAUGGCACAUUGAUUAAGGAAGAGAAGAAUGAUCAUCAUCUUCCAGCUCCAUCACAGUGUGCCUUAUCCAGAGACAGUAACGUGUGUAACAAUGAUAACCACUGCCUCCCCAUGAAGAAUGGAGAGAAGAACCAUGUACAAGAGCAAAAGCUAGAAACCGUGGCCCAACAGAAAGAAGAAUGACAAACGAAGGUGGCGUCACCUGUCAGUAAGAGGGGAAAACUAUACUUUUCUGAUUCUAGGCCCAAGUUAGAGGAGGAUAUAAAUGUUUACCCUAGAUUUAUCCAGGAUUUUAAGGGGACUUCCUAAUCUACUGUAUCCAUAUUUUCUUCCCUAUCUUUUCUGGAUCCAGAUUAGAAAUAGGGGGAUUUCUGUUUAAAGAUGAUUAGCAACAAGACAAAACUCUGAUUCUCCAAUAUAUAGCACCAGUAUUCUCUUUGUCUCCCCAUGAAAUCUAGUAAGGCAGUAACUGUCAGAAAGCAGAUGUUGGCACAUAAAGUCCUAUGGAAAAGUUCCAGCUUUGGUUUUUGGAGUAUUUAACGUGAUAUUCAUUUAUAAACUUUCAUGAUAAAUAUGGUGUUGAGAGGUCAGCUGCCUAUGGCUUCCUGAUUUUUUUCUCUUUGAAGUGAUGGACUCUUGAUACCUAAUCAGUAUCUAUUCUUCUUUACUCUUUCCCCUAACUCACCUACCCCAGGAUUUUGUAUACCACCUCUAGCUCUGGCCUAACAACUAGAUACGUAGAUGUUUUCAGGGAAGUGGACAGUGUUGGUUCUGAGUUAUUUUAUUUUUUAUUUUAUACACUUUAGAAAAGUACAAUGGCCUUUGUACUGGGAGAUUCAAGUGAGUCAGAAAAGUACUGGGCAGAUUUUUCCUGCCUCUCAACCAGUGCAUUGUUUAUAAAAUAGAAGAUACGGUGCAGUUCACCCAUUCUCUGCUGCCCACACUCGGAAAGGGUGGAAAUCAAUGUAAGAAACUGAGUACAAAAGGGACUCAAAAGACUCUAUAUGUGUGUAUGUGUGUAUAGGUGUGCGUGUGGGUGUAUAUAUGAACGUGUGUAUCGAUAUGCAUACACAUACCCUUUAUAUAAGAGACAGAUCUAUUUAUCUAUACAUAUUUUAUAUAGAGAAAUGUGUGUGUACAUAUAUGUAUACACAUACAUACAUGGUAAUGUCCCAGAAGAUUUACUGAACUUCCCAGAAAUGCUUCCACUACUAUGGAGUGGUGGGUUUCUAAAGACCACACUUUAAAUCUGAAAUCCUUACUAAGUCACAGCCCAUCCCAAUUAUAAGAUGGGCUACUCUAAAUCAGACACAAAGUACUUUCCAAAGAUUGCCUGUUCAGAACAACAAAUACUUCACCCUGAACAGAGCCCUCACAUCCCAUAUGGUGAAAACAGGAGGUUGGAAUGGGAUUGGGAAGAGAUGGGCAAUUCUUUAUGAAGGUUUGGAGAUAGAAAAGGGAUAGGAGGUGAUUACCAUUUGAAAGGGUUUUUAGCCAGUCUGUAAGAAAUGUCUUGAAGAACUCCAGGAUCAAAUUGGCUUCCAGCAAGAACUGAUUAGCAUUUAAUCCAUGAAGGAGGGAAGAUUAGCAUUGGAAAGAUGGGGUACGGAAAUGUGAGGAAAUAUGACAGUUUGAUUUUACAUGCUUAGAUUGUUUCAUUUAUUCAUUGACAUUUUGACUACCGGAUCUUUUCAUUUGCUUUGUAAGCAAGAUGUCAGAGGAUUCUGGCCUGGGCUCUGAGAGGUAUUCUACAAAGAUUUUCAGCCCCUAUGGGGCCAAGAUCUGCCCAGGAUAGAGAGGCUGUUCCUUCUUGCUGGAGAUAAUCUUGAGACAACCUUGAUUUCCAGUUUCCCUCCUUUUGGGCAUCCAAAAUCAAGGGAUGGAAACUAGGCUUGUAAUUAAUUAGUAGUGUAUCUUUAUUCAGGAAUCGAGGCUUCUGGCCUCACACAUCUCCUUUUUGGACUUUGAUAUUCUUGCCCAAGAAAUAUGAUUUCUACAAGAAUAUAACUGACUAGACUCAUAGCAGGGUUCUCUCUUUUUGAAAAACAACAACAAAAAACAAAAACAGAAAACAAAAGCAAAAACUUAUGCAACUUAACUCACAUCAGAUCCUUGGUGAUUUUUUCCAGUUAAGUAGAAGGCUGUUUGCUAUCUGCUCACUCCAUCUCAAGAAAUUAAAAUGUCUUGGGCUGUUUAAUUGUAGUCUGGCCCCAUUUAAGAGAACUCACAAUUUUCAGGGGGCAGGAGCCCUGGUAUGCCUUGCCCCUUGCCCAGAUAGUUCUUACAUAAACCUAAUAAAGAUGACAAGAGUGUAUACCUAGCCAUAUAUAAGCAGGAAAAAAAUAUACAAAAACAUCCUUUUUGAAAUGAGAUCCCUGAUUUGGUCCCCCUUGUUCUCUUGGACCUUUUCACCCUUUCACAAAACCUUGAAGGACUUUUAUAUAUAGUAAGAGAGAGAAUUCAUCAUAAAUUUAGAUGGCUUAGAAUUGUCUUUCUGAGCCACAGAGGGAUGAAUCCUUCGGAGCUCCGAAAGUAACCAAAGUCACGGAGGGAGUGAAUGCUUAGGUAUAUGGUCAUAUAUCUAACAGGACAUACUUGGAGUUAAAUGGUAGGGUGUCUUCAGUUGCCGUUUCUGUGCAUCGUGAAUCUCUCUGACACAGAUGACAGUAUUGUUAAUUCUCACAUCAUUCUCACAAGGUUAAGGUUUAUUUUGUAGCCAUUCACUAUGAGAGAUUAAAACUGCUGCUUUGACAGAAAAUAUUCCCAUUUGCCAAAAGAUUUUAUAUUUUUCCCCCUUUCACAAACUUCUACUUUCCCUAGCCUGGCCCAGGUUGAAUCAAGUGGCUCACUUUUAACCUUGAAUUUUGUUUUAAUUCAGUAUUUUGGGCUUGGGAAGUUAAAAGAGAACUAUAAAUGGUUAUGUUCCUAGAUUUCAGUGUACCUCCCAAAAUACACAAUUUAAAAACUACAGUUAAUUAUUAAGAAAUGAACCUUUUAUAAUUGGGAGACAAAUUGGGGACCUUUACUGUGCCACUUGAGGUUCCACUUCUGAUUCUGAUUGUCUGCUCUUGAACAAAGUCAUGUUGAAAUUCCCAGAAAUGACUGCUUUACCUUAUAAGGUAACAGUAAAAAAAAUAAAAACCAGGUAAACAAAACAAAAACUCUGAUUGUGUACAGCCACUGAUCGAGCCCCAAGAACUUGCAGUUUUUUUCUACCAGUGUCGAUGUGUCUUUGGGUCAGCCUGUAAAUCUUAACUUUCCCAGUGACCAGGCCCCACAAACUUCUGCUCAUUUGCAUCAUUUUUAUUUUUGGGGUAGGACUUCAGGUAGGCUGAAGCUCUAGGAGUGGUACUUACUUGCUAGGAACAUUUUGGGGGUUGGGGCAUUUGUUUGUUUCCAUCUUGAUUUUCUGACACUGUUGGCCAAGUCACCCCAAUUUUUUUGAACACUGAGAAAACUAGCCAGACAAGGCAUGGGGGGAGGGGUUGCAAAAUGCUUAUAUAGGAUAGAAAGAAUGUGAGCAUAGUCCUUUGGUUAUGAUGAUUUAGUCCUUUGGAAACUUAGAAGGCCCCUGUGGGCAUACAGCACCACCCAUUCAGCCUCUAACCCUCCAUCCUUUGAAAUGACAGUACAAGUAGACCAUAAUUUAAAGUAGUUAGCAUAAUUCUACUAAGAUUUAAUCAUUAUACUUCUUCACUUUCAGGUGCGUAUUUCCUAAAUAUGCUUGGGGUUCAGGGUGGGGGGUAAGUUUUCACUGUUCCAUUGUAUGUCCUUUUUUCUCCCUCCCAUCAGCUUAGCAUUUUUUGACUUUCUCUUUUCCCCCUUGCCUUAUUGAUGUAGUCUGCUGCUACAGAUAGACAGCUCAGUGCACCUAUUCCCCCUUUACUGCUCAUUAUCUUCUGAGGAUAUUGUGAUGUUCUAAGAAAUUGAUGUCACUUUUUAUAAAAUCAUCUUUUCUAAGUUAAAAGCAAAAUAAAACAUGCCCUGUGCUAGGGUGCCCAUUUCAGCUUUUGACAUUGCCUCUGUACUUUUAUAGAUGAAUUUUUUGUCUGUGUUGGUAGUAACUAAUGGCUAGUGAAUUUUCAUGUAAAUGAAGCAAGUUAAAUGUUUCAGAUUUUAUUAAUUUCUCAUAACCCUGCCGGAUCUGAUGAAUUUAAUUCCCAGAAGGGACUUCCCUCCUACCUUUUAAUUUGUUCUAUUUUUAGACUUAACACACUAGGUGAAAAAAAAAAAACCUUUAACUGCAAAGUCAGUGAUUUUUAGUGCUCCCUGAUAAAUGAUGUUAUUGACAAAAGUAAAAAUUUCUUUCCUUGUUUUUUUUUUCCUGUGUUACUAUCUCCUCUCCUGUGCUCUUGACAGUGUGUUUAGUGGAUGGAUAAUACGUAUUUCUCUUUGCCACUCCCAGAUUCCAAGUUCCCUGCCUUUUUGGCCCACCUCACCACAAAAGCUCCAUAGUUUAUUAAUGUAAGUUUGAGUGGAUGCUUCUUGGGGGAAACUGCAGGACUUAGUGGAAAUGUUUCAGAAGGGAAUGAGAAUGUCUCAGGAGUUGUUCUGUGAUGGAAUUUGAUCUGUUGUUCUGUUAAUGCUGAUGGAAAGAAACUUACAGUGCUUAAUAAAAGUCUAUUCUUUUAGUUUAAAAAAUGUGAAAUAA